UUUUAUUUGCGUACACGUUAGCGUGUACCUAGACACAGCGUUUUAAAUAACUAUCAGCCAUGUGUGGUCUUCCCAUAAAAAUUGGGCCUUCUUCUUCUAAGUUUGGCAGUUUUGUUUAACUUAUUUCCAGAAUACCUUCGAAUUUAAAUGCUAUUGAUACUUGAAAACCAAUUAGUAAUAUUUGCAACAUCAUAUUUCUCCUAAACUAGAUCUUUUUUAAUAUGAAAUGUAUUUUCAAACUCCACCUCUUUUCCAAUGUAACCCCUCUACUAACAAUGUGAAGUUGGCUAUAUUUCCAUUUCCAAAUUUUUAACUCAACUCAAAGAGUUCCAUUUUUUAACUGUUUACUGUGGAAGUGGAAGUUAUUUGUAUUUACUGUUUCCAUAGGAUGUUAUACAAUUAGUUUGGUUAAAAAUUAUGAAAUUAAAAAAUAUAUUAUCAUGGUAAAAGUUUUAGGUUAAUUUGUCCACAAUAAUAUUACCUAAAGGAAAAUGUUUCCCAUACUUUACAAUGAGCAUGUUAUAUAUUCAAUAGAUGAGUUUCAAGAUCUGUGCCGUACGUGCCUCAAAAACCGUGGACUCAUUAACCUUUUUACUGUUAAACAUCAAGAUGUAUUGCUUAAAGACAUGUUUCCAACCUUUUCCUUGCCCAAGGUGGAUGCAGAAGACAGGUUUCCACAAAAAGUAUGUCAGCACUGUUUACGUCUUCUAUUAGAGAUAUACUCUUUUAGACAAGUUGCUUUUUUUUCUGAAUCACUAAUGACUAAGGUCUUUGAUCAAGAAGCACUCGAUACUGAGUCAAAAAUGGGUGUAUUAUCAGAUACAGAAAAUGAUGAAGUAAAAGAGAAUACCUCACAAAAUAUAUCUGGUCUGUCUCCUGAACCUAUGGCUUCAACCUCAAAAUAUACCAACGUAACAGCAGGUACAUCAACAAAUAUGCUUAAUACAUCUUCAGAAUCUAUGCCGUCAACCUCAAAAUAUACCAGAGUAAUAACAGGUACCUCAAACAAUAUAUCUUACCAAUCUGCAGCACCCACGCAUUCAAUCUCAAAACGUACCGAAGUAGCAGCAGAUACCUCAACAGAAAUGCUUAGUAUGUUUCGAGAACCUAUGCCCUCAACCUCAAUAAAUUCCGGAGUAACAGCGUGUAAUGUGGAAGAUAAUGAUAACGAUGGUAUGGUCAACAACAACGUAAAUUAUGUUUAUGUAUCUCCCGAAGAAUUUCAAUCCCUUCUGAUGGCGAGUGGGCAAUAUAAUGUUAAUAACAAUAUGGAAUAUGUUUCGGUUAACGCUCAGGUAUUUACGCCAGGACAAUAUGUUGCAUAUAAUCAACGUGAAAAUGACCACGUUGGCAACAAAGAUGCCGCGUUUGACCAACAAGAAACAGAGACGAUUACCUUAGAGUACGAAAGUGAAAGUGAUAUUGAAAACACGCCAUUAGUAUUAAAUAAUAAUAAUAACGAUUUGGAGAAAACAGAGGAACAAACUGAAAUAAGUAAUAUUCAAUCUGUAACUGAAUCUUCUAAGAUACAGUGCUCUAAGCGUGUGUUAAAAGGAAAAAGGAUAAUACGGGUCGCAAAACCGAAAAGAAAUUCUGAUUAUAAAAGUGGUUUUUGAUUACAUAUUUAGGGGAAUCUGGCCUGAAAUGACCUUUAACAAAACCUCUUAAAAAUCUUUGAUUAUUUAGCAUUAAUAUGUCGUUUUAGGCAUAUACUAGCGUAAAAUGACAGGUGUUGUUUGUAUAGAAAAUGUUUAGCCGUUGUAUGUUUUAGUAGAUUAAAAGAUUUCCCGAC
This is a messenger RNA of Diabrotica virgifera virgifera (western corn rootworm), 1792 nucleotides long. RefSeq lists its product as uncharacterized. The coding region runs from base 492 to 1616 and encodes 374 amino acids. Lineage: Eukaryota; Metazoa; Arthropoda; Insecta; Coleoptera; Chrysomelidae. The record is from RefSeq and is a predicted model, not a curated record. Gene Ontology annotation, cellular component: nucleus. The transcript is spliced from 3 exons. Gene Ontology annotation, molecular function: zinc ion binding.